AUGGACGGGGACGAAAAUUUACCAAGAGCAACUGUUGGUGCAUUUGUUAAAGAAAAUUUAGAUGGCAUGAAAUGUUCAAAUGAAUUUAUAGAGUUUAUUUUGCGUGUUUCAAGAGAAUAUAUUAGUGUGAUUGCAGAUGAAGCAAAUAAGAUAUGCCUACAGGAAGGGAAAAAAACGAUAGCACCUUAUUAUAUCUAUCAAGCUUUAAAAAAAUAUAACUUAGAUUCUUAAAUAGAGGAGCUAGAAUAAGCCAAACAGACAUUCUCAGAAGAAAAUCAUAAAGCUUAAAAUGAAAUAUAUAAAAAUCCAGAAAUGGUAUAAUAACUCAUAAGAGCUUAAGAACAGCUAUUUGAAUAAUCAAGAAAUAAAACUGAACCACAAAAGUAGUAACUAAAUGUAUUAUUAUCAGGAGAAGAUUAUAAAGAUUUUGCAGAUAUAACAAAGAAGUCAGAUUUUAUUGGUUUAACAAGUACAUAGAGCAAAGAGAGCCUUAAUAAAUAAAGCGAAUUAGAAGAUGAAGAUGAUGAUUAUUAAUGA
Messenger RNA from Tetrahymena thermophila SB210, 537 nucleotides. Its product is annotated as histone-like transcription factor and archaeal histone protein. Gene Ontology annotation, biological process: positive regulation of transcription by RNA polymerase II; chromatin remodeling; RNA polymerase II preinitiation complex assembly. Lineage: Eukaryota; Ciliophora; Oligohymenophorea; Hymenostomatida; Tetrahymenidae. Gene Ontology annotation, cellular component: negative cofactor 2 complex. The record is from RefSeq and is a predicted model, not a curated record. The transcript is spliced from 6 exons. Gene Ontology annotation, molecular function: protein heterodimerization activity; general transcription initiation factor activity; core promoter sequence-specific DNA binding.